AUGCCGGAGCCACUCCACGCCAACGAGGUCAACACGGAGACCGACCCCUCGGUCGCGAAACAAUACGACCGCGAAACACCCAAAGAGCAGCAAUGGAAGGAACUGUACGAGAUGAUCGACGGCAAGAAGAUCAGUAUCCUCAGCACGUACCGUGCAGGCGUCGGACCUGUAGGCCGCUCCAUGGGCGUUGCGAAACGCGUCGGACCCGACAUUCUGUACCUCGCCAACAAGCAUUCACGGAAGUUCUCGGACAUGGAGAAGAACAAGGAAGUCCAGAUUACCUUCCAAGACAGCAAGACGCAGGAUUGGAUCUCCAUCACCGGAACUGCCACGGCCACCAGCAACGACGACCCUCGCAUCCAGGAACUGUACAGUCCCGCAGUGUCGGCCUGGUUCGGCGACCUGAAAGAUGGCGUGCACGAUGGAACAUGGAAGGACCCCCGAAUGAGUCUGAUUGAGGUCCAGAGCAAGUAUAUCGUGUAUUGGAAGAAGGAAACCUCAACCCUGGGAUUCAUGAAAGAAGUUGGCACCGCAGCACUUACCGGCGGCGUUGCUCAGACCGGUGUGCAACGAGAACUGUCGGAAGAGGACAUUAAAAAGGAGCGAGUGUGA
Messenger RNA from Cladophialophora carrionii CBS 160.54, 612 nucleotides. RefSeq lists its product as uncharacterized. The record is from RefSeq and is a predicted model, not a curated record. The coding region runs from base 1 to 612 and encodes 203 amino acids. The transcript has a single exon. NCBI's taxonomy places the organism in Eukaryota, Fungi, Ascomycota, Eurotiomycetes, Chaetothyriales, Herpotrichiellaceae.